CAUCUCAGUGGUACAGUAACUGAGCCAGCUACCACUUCUGAACCAGCAGUGACUUACAAAGUUGCAAUCAGUUUUGACAGAUGCAAAAUCACCUCAGUGACAUGUGGCUGUGGGAACAAAGAUAUAUUCUACUGUGCUCAUGUGGUGGCACUCUCACUCUACAGGAUCCGUAAACCAGAGCAAGUCAAAUUGCGUCUUCCUAUCUCAGAAACCCUUUUCCAGAUGAAUAGGGACCAGCUACAGAAGUUUAUUCAAUAUUUAAUCACGGCACACCACACUGAAGUUCUUCCUACUGCGCAGAAACUGGCAGAUGAGAUUCUAUCCUCCAACUCAGAAAUCAACCAAGUGAAUGGUGCCCCUGACCCCACAGCUGGGGCCAGCAUUGAUGAUGAGAACUGUUGGCAUUUGGAUGAAGAACAGGUGAAAGAACAAGUGAAACUCUUUCUCUCCCAGGGUGGUUACUAUGGCUCUGGAAAGCAACUCAAUUCAAUGUUUGCUAAGGUUCGAGAGAUGCUGCGGAUGAGAGAUUCCAAUGGAGCCAGGAUGCUGACGCUGAUAACUGAGCAGUUUAUGGCUGACCCACGACUCACACUCUGGAGGCAGCAAGGAACAAGCAUGACAGAUAAGUGCAGGCAGCUCUGGGAUGAGCUAGGGGCCUUAUGGGUAUGCAUCAUUUUAAAUCCACAUUGCAAACUGGAAGAAAAAUCCUGUUGGCUGCAGCAACUGCAGAGGUGGAGUGACCUGGAUGUCUGUCCCCUGGAGGAUGGGAACUAUGGGCAUGAGCUACCCAACAUCACCAAUGCACUUCCCCAGAAUGCCAGUCACAGCCCAGACUCCUUAUCCAGACCAAGACGAACAGUGUUCACUAGAGCCAUUGAGGGCCGUGAAUUACAUUGGCAGGACAGCCAUUUACAGCGAAUAAUAAGCAGCGAUAUAUAUACAGCUCCUGCCUGCCAGCAGGAAAGCGAGAGACUACUGUUUAAUUCCCAAGGCCAGCCACUGUGGCUUGAGCAUGUGCCUACAGCCUGUGCUCGGGUUGAUGCCCUGCGUUCCCAUGGUUAUCCAAAAGAGGCCCUCAGACUCACGGUGGCCAUUAUCAAUACUCUGAGGCUGCAGCAGCAACGGCAGCUGGAAAUCUACAAGCAUCAGAAGAAAGAACUGUUACAGAGAGGAACCACAACCAUCACAAACCUGGAAGGUUGGGUGGGCCACCCACUGGAUCCCAUUGGCUGCCUGUUUCUCACUUUGACUGAGGCCUGCCGUUUGAACGAUGAUGGCUAUCUGGAAGUGUCAGAUAUGAAUGAAAGCAGACCCCCUGUGUACCAGCAUGUACCUAUGGCUACAGGCUGCCCAAACAGCCAUGAGUCCUACCUGUCAUUGGCCCUGGAAGUUGCUCUGAUGGGGAUGGGUCAACAGAGGGUGAUGCCUGAAGGCCUCUACGCACAGGACAAGGUGUGCCGUAAUGAGGAGCAGCUCCUAAGUCGACUUCAGGAGCUACAGCUGGACGAUGAGCUAGUGCAAACACUGCAGAAACAAUGUAUCUUACUACUGGAAGGGGGCCCCUUCAGUGGUUUAGGAGAAGUCAUUCACCGAGAGAGUGUUCCCAUGCAUACCUUUGCCAAGUAUUUGUUCUCAGCUCUACUGCCUCAUGAUCCAGACCUGUCCUAUAAAUUAGCCUUACGUGCCAUGAGGUUACCUGUUCUAGAAAGCUCAACUUCUACAGGAGACACUUCUCACCCUCACCAUAUGGUGUCUGUGGUGCCCAGCCGUUAUCCUCGCUGGUUCACGCUUGGACACUUGGAAUCACAGCAGUGUGAACUGGCCUCCACCAUGCUGACCGCUGCCAAAGGGGACACUCUGAGGCUCCGGACAAUUCUGGAAGCAAUACAGAAGCACAUCCAUUCUUCCUCCCUCAUCUUCAAACUGGCCCAAGAUGCAUUCAAGAUUGCUACUCCCACAGACAGUAGUACUGACAGCACCCUGCUCAACGUGGCUCUGGAGCUGGGGUUACAGGUAUGGAGGAGGAGUGGGUCAUCCUCACUUUAG
Messenger RNA from Panthera uncia (snow leopard), 2046 nucleotides. It is a transcript of the gene ZSWIM5, whose product is annotated as zinc finger SWIM-type containing 5. NCBI's taxonomy places the organism in Eukaryota, Metazoa, Chordata, Mammalia, Carnivora, Felidae. The transcript has 11 exons. Gene Ontology annotation, cellular component: Cul2-RING ubiquitin ligase complex. The record is from RefSeq and is a predicted model, not a curated record. The coding region runs from base 223 to 2046 and encodes 607 amino acids.